Molecule: messenger RNA, 936 nt
Organism: Micropterus dolomieu (smallmouth bass)
Lineage: Eukaryota; Metazoa; Chordata; Actinopteri; Centrarchiformes; Centrarchidae
Product: serine protease 33-like
Exons: 6
Coding region: 1-936 (311 amino acids)
Biological process (GO): proteolysis
Molecular function (GO): serine-type endopeptidase activity
Source: RefSeq, a predicted model, not a curated record
AUGAAAAGUGUGGAGCGUGUGACUGGUUCAAGAUGGCGGCCCCACGGCUCGUCCGCACCAAUUCUCACUCACAACUCAAUGCUUUAUUAUUGUUAUUAUUUCCCCACUUUGUCUCUCUCCUCAGUGUGUGGUCAGCCUCCGCUCAACACUAAGAUUGUUGGAGGACAGGUGGCCUCUGCAGGCAGCUGGCCCUGGCAGGCCAGUCUGCAAGACUCUGGGUCCCACUUCUGCGGAGGAUCCCUCAUUAACAAUCAAUGGGUGUUGACUGCUGCUCACUGCUUCUAUGGAGAAGACAUAAGCAUGAGCACUCUGACUGUGGUUCUGGGUCUCCAGAGUCUAGAGGGAAAAAACCCCAAUCAGGUGUCUCGGAAAGUGUCAAAGAUCAUCAUUCAUCCCGGCUAUAAGUCCAAAACUUAUGACAACGACAUCUGCCUCCUGAAGCUCUCCUCACCGGUGAAAUUCACCAACUACAUCCAGCCUGUCUGCCUGGCAGCCCCAAGCAGCACCUUCUACAAGGGCACUGUCUCCUGGGUCACCGGCUUUGGGGAUGUUGGAACUGGAGUGCCCCUUCCUUACCCGGGAAACCUAAUGGAGGUGAAGCUGCCGGUUGUGGGGAACAUAGAGUGUACCUGUGCCUACGGAGUGGGCAACAUCACAAGUAACAUGAUGUGCGCUGGGUUUAGUGCUGGAGGGAAGGACUCCUGUCAGGGGGAUUCAGGAGGUCCGAUGGUGAGCAAGCAGGGCGGCCGCUGGAUCCAGGGGGGAAUCGUGAGUUUUGGAAUAGACUGUGCCAAAUCUGAUUUCCCAGGAGUCUAUACCAGAGUGUCCCGUUAUAAUUCCUGGAUCAACAACCAGAUCACCAGCAACCGGCCAGGCUACAUCACCUUCAAGUCCACUGGGAAUGAUGGCGACCUUAGCGUCACCUGUACUGACUGA